Henningerozyma blattae CBS 6284 is the source of this 1530-nucleotide messenger RNA. It is a transcript of the gene CTA1, whose product is annotated as catalase A. The transcript has a single exon. Gene Ontology annotation, biological process: hydrogen peroxide catabolic process; response to hydrogen peroxide. The record is from RefSeq and is a predicted model, not a curated record. Gene Ontology annotation, molecular function: catalase activity; heme binding. Bases 1 to 1530 code for a protein of 509 amino acids. NCBI's taxonomy places the organism in Eukaryota, Fungi, Ascomycota, Saccharomycetes, Saccharomycetales, Saccharomycetaceae. Gene Ontology annotation, cellular component: cytoplasm; peroxisome; mitochondrion.
AUGUCCCAAGACCCAACUAACUCGGCCGAUGUCAGAGAAGACCGUGUCGUUACUAACGGUUUCGGUAACCCAAUCAACGAACCCUUUGCCACCCAACGUGUCGGCAACCACGGUCCUUUGCUUUUGCAAGAUUACAACUUGGUCGAAAGUUUGGCCCAUUUCGCAAGAGAAAGAAUUCCAGAAAGAAACCCACACGCCCAUGGGUCCGGUGCCUUUGGGGAAUUCGAAGUCACCGAUGAUAUCACUGAUGUCUGUGGCUCCAAGAUGUUUGAAAAAAUCGGUAAGAAGACCAGAUUGUUGGUGAGAUUCUCCACCGUCGGUGGGGAAAAGGGCUCUGCUGACACUGUCAGAGACCCAAGAGGUUUCGCCACCAAGUUCUACACCGAAGAAGGUAACUUGGAUUGGGUCUACAACAACACCCCAGUGUUCUUUAUCAGAGACCCUUCCAAAUUCCCUCAUUUCAUCCACACCCAGAAGAGAAACCCUCAAACCAAUUUGAAAGAUGCCGAUAUGUUCUGGGACUUCUUGACUACCCCAGAAAACCAGGUCGCCAUCCACCAGAUCAUGAUCUUGUUCUCCGACCGUGGUAUCCCAGCCUCCUACAGAAACAUGAACGGUUACUCCGGUCACACCUACAAGUGGUCCAACAAGAAAGGUGAAUGGGUCUACGUCCAAGUCCAUAUCAAGACCGACCAAGGUAUCAAGAAUUUGACUGCUGAAGAAGCUGCCAAGAUCUCUGGUGAAAACCCAGACUUCUGUCAACAAGAUUUGUUCGAAAACAUCGAGAAGGGUAACUUCCCUUCAUGGACCGUCUACAUCCAAACCAUGACUGCCCAACAAGCCAAACAGGUCCCAUUCUCCGUCUUCGACUUGACCAAGGUUUGGCCACAAAAGGAUUUCCCAUUGAGAAGAGUCGGUAAGAUGACUUUGAAUGAGAACCCAAAGAACUUCUUUGCUCAAGUCGAAGAAGCCGCCUUUGCCCCAUCAAACACCGUUCCAUACCAAGAACCUUCUGCCGACCCUGUCUUACAAGCCAGAGUCUUCUCCUAUGCUGAUGCUCAACGUUACAGAUUGGGUACCAACUACAACCAAAUCCCUGUCAAUUGUCCAUACGCUUCCAAAUCAUUCGCCCCAUUCAUCAGAGAUGGUUCCAUGAACGUCAACGGUAACUUGGGUUCCGAAUCAAACUACUUGAACAACUCCAGCAAAUACACUUUCAAGGAAACCGAAAGACCAAUCCAACAACAUCAAGAAGUUUGGGACGGUCCAGCUGUUCCAUUCCAUUGGGCCACUUCCCCAGGUGAAAUCGAUUUCAAACAAGCCACCGACUUGUACCAAAAUGUCUUGUCCAAACAACCAGGUCAACAACAACAUUUGGCUCACAAUAUCGGUAUCCAUGCUGUCAACGCUAGACCAGAUAUUCAAAAAAGAGUUAUCGAUUGGUUCACCAGAGUCGAUCCAAACUUGGGUAAGGAUAUCAAGGCUGAAAUUGCAAAGGCUGCUUCUGCAAAGGCCAAUCCAAAGUUGUAG